AUGGCCACCGACGGCGGCAGUGGAUGCUCCGUGCUCCUGCUUGCGCUGGCCCUCGCCGUGGAAGGCAAGGAACGAAAGAACAAGCGACAAUGCGAGCCCAACUAUCUCACUAGGUUUAUCGGAGAUACCGGGGCCGCCAGGCCCCGCGGGAAACAGGCACGAGAUCUGAAAGGACGGAGUCAUCGUCUGCAUCAUGGACUCAGACGAGCGAAGGCGUCUCAUCCAAGAAGCAAUUUCCCGCUGUACUUUCCCGCCGAGUAUAGUGUACCCUGA
This is a messenger RNA of Phytophthora nicotianae INRA-310, 273 nucleotides long. RefSeq lists its product as hypothetical. The transcript has 2 exons. Lineage: Eukaryota; Oomycota; Peronosporomycetes; Peronosporales; Peronosporaceae. The record is from RefSeq and is a predicted model, not a curated record. Bases 1 to 273 code for a protein of 90 amino acids.